CCCCGCCGCGGCCGCGCCGCCUGCAGCAGCAGCAGCGGCAGCAGUAGCUGCUCCUCCCCGGCGGCCACCCACCGCGGGUCCCUCCCUGGCUGCAGGAGAGGCGGAGGUAGAGUGAGGACACAGCGCCGCGCCGCCCGCACCGGAGACCUUCGCCUCGCCCUGCCGGCUCCUCACCCUCUGGGAGGACCAUGGCAGAUAAUCUCAGUGAUACCUUGAAGAAGCUGAAGAUAACAGCUGUUGACAGAACUGAUGAUAGUUUAGAAGGAUGCUUGGAUUGUCUACUUCAAGCCUUGGCUCAAAAUAAUAUGGAAACAAGUGAAAAAAUCCAAGGAAGUGGAAUACUUCAACUGUUUGCAAGUCUGUUGGUUCCACAGUCUUCCUGCACAGCCAAAGUAGCUAACAUCAUAGCAGAAAUAGCCAAAAAUGAAUUUAUGCGAAUUCCAUGUGUGGAUGCAGGAUUGAUUUCACCACUGGUGCAGCUGCUAAAUAGCAAAGACCAGGAAGUGCUGCUUCAAACUGGCAGGGCUCUAGGAAACAUAUGUUACGAUAGCCAUGAGGGCAGAAGUGCAGUUGACCAAGCAGGUGGUGCACAGAUUGUAGUUGACCAUUUAAGGUCACUGUGCAGUAAAACAGAUCCCGCCAAUGAGAAGCUCUUGACUGUCUUUUGUGGCAUGCUGAUGAACUAUAGCAAUGAGAAUGAUUCCCUUCAAGCUCAGCUUAUCAACAUGGGUGUUAUUCCUACCUUAGUUAAAUUACUGGGCAUCCACUGCCAAAAUGCAGCUCUUACAGAAAUGUGUCUUGUUGCAUUUGGCAAUUUAGCAGAACUUGAGUCAAGUAAAGAACAGUUUGCCAGUACAAACAUUGCUGAAGAGCUGGUAAAACUCUUCAAGAAACAAAUAGACCAUGAUAAGAGGGAAAUGGUGUUUGAGGUUCUUGCUCCAUUGGCAGAAAACGAUGCUAUUAAGCUACAGCUGGUUGAAGCAGGCCUGGUAGAAUGUCUACUAGAGAUUGUUCAGCAGAAAGUCGAUAGUGACAAAGAGGAGGAUAUUGCUGAGCUCAAAACCGCUUCAGAUCUAAUGGUUUUAUUACUUCUUGGAGAUGAAUCCAUGCAGAAAUUAUUUGAAGGAGGAAAAGGUAAUGUGUUUCAAAGGGUACUGUCUUGGAUUCCAUCAAAUAACCACCAACUACAGCUUGCUGGAGCAUUGGCAAUUGCAAAUUUUGCCAGAAAUGAUGGAAAUUGUAUCCAUAUGGUAGACAAUGGAAUUGUAGAAAAACUUAUGGAUUUACUGGACAGACAUGUAGAAGAUGGAAACGUAACUGUGCAGCACGCGGCACUAAGUGCCCUCAGAAACCUAGCCAUUCCAGUUAUAAAUAAAGCAAAGAUGUUAUCAGCUGGUGUCACAGAGGCAGUUUUGAAAUUUCUUAAAUCUGAAAUGCCCCCAGUUCAGUUCAAACUCCUGGGAACAUUAAGAAUGUUAAUAGAUGCACAAGCAGAAGCUGCUGAACAACUGGGAAAGAAUGUUAAAUUAGUGGAGCGUUUGGUGGAAUGGUGUGAAGCCAAAGAUCACGCUGGUGUGAUGGGGGAGUCAAACAGACUGCUCUCUGCCCUUAUACGACACAGUAAAUCAAAAGAUGUAAUUAAAACCAUUGUACAAAGUGGUGGCAUCAAACAUCUAGUUACCAUGGCAACUAGUGAACAUGUAAUAAUGCAGAAUGAAGCCCUUGUUGCUUUGGCACUAAUAGCAGCUUUAGAAUUGGGCCCUGCUGAGAAAGAUCUAGAAAGUGCUAAACUUGUACAGAUUUUACACACACUGCUAGCAGAUGAGAGAAGUGCUCCUGAAAUCAAAUAUAAUUCCAUGGUCCUGAUCUGUGCUCUCAUGGGAUCUGAAUCUCUACACAAGGAAGUACAGGAUUUGGCCUUUCUAGAUGUUGUAUCCAAACUUCGCAGUCAUGAGAACAAAAGUGUUGCUCAACAGGCCUCUCUCACAGAGCAGAGACUUGCUGUGGAAAGCUGAGAACUACCCCUCCCUGAUACACCUCUCAUUUCCCCUUUGUCCUCCAUCCAGCUGCCUCUUCUGCUUCAUUCUCUUCCAUAUCACUUGUGCAUGCGUGUAAUGUUCCAAUGCCAAUUGAAGAACUGCUGUAGGUACCUGCCCAAUAAGAUUUCUAAACCCAUAGUUAGUUAGUUAGUGUGAACAUGGAUUUGUCAAAAACAAGUCUCCACCCCAUAACUGUUUCCUUGUAUUCCUGUUGCUUGAGCUACAUUAAGUAGAAUGUGCAUGUUGUAGUCCUAUGAUGAUGACGUAAACUUGGUACUACACAAUGACUUUCUCCUCAUCCUUGGUAGACUACAUAAUAAUGUACUGGUAAAUUAAUUAGAAACAAAUGAGAAUGCAGCAGGAUCUGACUAGCUUAUGAAAGAUGGAAUUGAAUAGUAAAAAUAGCUCCAUUUAUUGGUGCUUGGAAAGCACAGUGACCAAAAAACCUGUAUGGCUGCUUAUUCAUUAGUCUUACCUACUAAUGUCAAACCCAUGGUACCUAGAGUUAAAUAAAGUCCAAUGCUCUCGCUCUUUA
Mesoplodon densirostris (Blainville's beaked whale) is the source of this 2574-nucleotide messenger RNA. It is a transcript of the gene RAP1GDS1, whose product is annotated as Rap1 GTPase-GDP dissociation stimulator 1. The record is from RefSeq and is a predicted model, not a curated record. Bases 189 to 2015 code for a protein of 608 amino acids. Gene Ontology annotation, cellular component: cytosol. Gene Ontology annotation, biological process: positive regulation of GTPase activity. Lineage: Eukaryota; Metazoa; Chordata; Mammalia; Artiodactyla; Ziphiidae. Gene Ontology annotation, molecular function: guanyl-nucleotide exchange factor activity; protein binding. The transcript is spliced from 15 exons.